Brassica rapa (field mustard) is the source of this 1960-nucleotide messenger RNA. RefSeq lists its product as uncharacterized. The record is from RefSeq and is a predicted model, not a curated record. Lineage: Eukaryota; Viridiplantae; Streptophyta; Magnoliopsida; Brassicales; Brassicaceae.
AGCGGUAGAGUCUGCAUACAAAACGUGCAUACUCUUUUUUAUAUUAUAACGGAUUCCGAAUUUUUUUUCCUGAAAUCAGAAUAAGAGAGAGUAAAGAGAGAUUAUCAAAACAACGAAAACGGAAGAUCAGUAUGUGUCGACCAAGCAUAGGAUGUUAAACGGCCAAGGCAAGGCAUGACAUCAUCAAAGACACGUAAGAGAAAAGAAACCCCACUGACGUCAACUAAGAAACCCCCACGUGUCUCUCCUGCUCUCUCACCGUUGCAUGAAGCAGACAGAACCUGCAACUGCCUCGUGUUCCUCCCCAAAGACCAGUUACUAACACACACGUCCCUAAAUCAUCUCGAACAACCAAAGACUCCAAUUAACAUUGUCACAAAACCUUGCAUGUAGUAAAAAAAGAAGAUAGGUGUAGGCACGCAUGACGUCCUGCAGCAACACGCGUUGCAGUGAUAGCCUUUGUGAUUGGUGAACCGAACCAUAUCCCACAGUAUAUCUGUUUUGUAAGAAUGGCACAUUAAACGUGUCCCUAUCCCCAACUCUCUCUAACACGUACCCAUCCUUUUCUCUCCAUAUGUCCUUCUUCCUUAAAUAUUCGCCUCUCUCUUAUUGGCUCUUCACUCUCCUUAUUAUAACCUUACUUCUCUUUGUUCUCUCAACAUCUCUCGUCUUCUUUCUUCUUCUUGUAGUGAUUUUUGAAUUUUUUUACACCAUGAUAAAGAUACUUAGCUCUCAUAACUCGCACCAUUCUCACUCAACCACCACAACUCUUAAAACAGCCGAGAUCUUGUCCAAAUAUAGACCCAUUGCUCCUAGGCCUGGGACGAACCAACUAAACGACAAUGAAUCUUCUUCUUCUUCUUAUAUGUCUCACAAGAUCAGCCAAUCUCCUUACCUUCGUCACCUCUGGCCACAGCUUCAAGCUCGUCCUACGAGAACCCGCAAGCGAGGGAGAGGCGGGAUGGGUCCAACGUCUCAUCUCUCGUUGAAGAGACCCAAGUCAUUAGCUACGUCUGCCAAAACUCCUACACAGCGGGUGUUUCGCCCUAUUAAAACGCUGGCGUUUCAGGCUUUCUCUCAUGCGGGGCUACCUAACCUUACUACACAAGUUGGCUACGCCUUGGAGAAUGGUGGAUCUCCUGCUUUGGUGACUCUGCCUCUUCUUCAAUGCCCUCCUCUUUCCUCCAAAUGCAUGGAGCCAGAGAUCAAAGUAAAGGGUCUGAUUGAUCUGAACAAGAGCCUAGAGACGAUACAAGAGAGAGACUUCUUGACGCAGCUACAAGGACCCAUCACAACAACAACAAAGACAGCAGCAGCAGCAAGCAGAGUCAUAACUCCACAACCCAUAAGACCGGUGUGCUCAAGAAUCAACGUAGCAUGCAUAAACCCACUAAGCAACCCAUCUCAAAUCAGCAAGAAAUCACCACAAGAGGUGGAAGAAGAAGUUGAAUCCGAUGUGCUGCCCGCUAUAAUCUCCGAUUCAAACAACAAGGUCAAGCUGGUGAACUCGGCAUACAAGGAGAUGAUGGGGCAACCAGAGUGCUCGUGGCUAGAUUCAAUGGUGAAAGUGAAGAGGAUGUGUGGUGAAGUGGUGAUACAAUUCUGUGAAUCCAAGAUUUCAGAGAAUAAUAAUGGCUAUUCAUGCUGGGUGAAGAUAGAGUGGGGAAGAGACGGUAAGGAGGAGCUUGUGCAUGCGUUCUGCGAUGUAAUGAAACGUGAGUGCGACUCCAAGGAUUAUGUCUUUACGUGGAGGUUUCACAUAACCGCCAAAGAAACUUGUCAGCCAAGCUACAAUGCUUAGUUAGGUUUUGGAGUAUCCGUGUUGUAAUGCUUUAGCCUAAUGAUAUAUAUAAUAUAUCCAAUAUUAAAUAUCGUUUAGUGGUACUCUUCUCUUGUAAAUACACUAUGAAGAACAGCAAGUUACUCCUUAUUUAUGAAUGGUUUCAUCUAAGGAAGUGCA